This is a messenger RNA of Chiloscyllium plagiosum (whitespotted bambooshark), 2613 nucleotides long. The record is from RefSeq and is a predicted model, not a curated record. Lineage: Eukaryota; Metazoa; Chordata; Chondrichthyes; Orectolobiformes; Hemiscylliidae.
AGACCAAAGUCAAAUCCUGCAUAUCCUAAGCCAGCGACAGGCCCGUGCGUUAGGCAGAAGCCUGCGGUUCACCUCUUUGUUUUUAAAUAAUUGUGGGAACAACUUGCAAUUCAUUUCAAUUAAUAAUCAUCAAAUAGAUCGGAGCGUUUUGAUACAGAUUUGCGGAACGACAAUAUCGGACUCGGAUUCCAUGAAAUAAUAAAAGGCUAUUACAAAGUAUUAACAAUACUAUCUGCUCCCUCUCUGGCCUGAUUUAGUUUAUCGGUGUGACAUCUAUUUCCAGAACUCUAUUCAUUUUGUUUCAGUCACUUUCCCCGGCGAUUGGCUUCCCGGGGCAGCGGCUUUCGUCAUUUCCGUUGCUAAGGUGAGAGGUCACCGGCAGCUUCCGGUAUUGGGUUGAGUUGUUUGCCGCAGGUUUUGAAACCUGCCCCCGGGACAAGGGGCGCCUUCACUGCGACAUGCUCGGCAGGACGGCCCUCAGGGGCUUCGCGGGGGCCCGAGGAAUCCUGUGCAGGAGGUUCGGCGCCUCACAGAGCCGGAGGGAUGGGGCUGAGAAUGAUAAUGAUUCUUUGAAAGAUGUUGCAGAUAAAGUUCGACCUCUGUACUUGGAUUUCCAGGCUACCACACCAAUGGAUCCUAGAGUGUUGGACGCAAUGCUUCCUUACCUUGUCAGCGCCUAUGGCAAUCCUCAUUCAAGAACACAUGCUUAUGGCUGGGAGAGUGAAGCUGCAGUGGAGAAAGCCAGAAAGCAAACAGCUGACCUGAUAGGCGCAGAUCCUAGAGAAGUCAUCUUCACCAGUGGUGCUACAGAAUCAAACAACAUUGCCAUUAAGGGUGUUGCAAGAUUUUAUAAAGCCAAGAAGAAGCACAUCAUCACAAGCCAGACAGAACAUAAGUGUGUAUUGGAUUCAUGCCGUAUGCUUGAGACUGAGGGUUUCGAUGUGACUUAUUUGCCAGUAAAGACCAAUGGACUUGUAGAUUUAAAAGAACUCGAGGAGGCAAUUCGACCAGAUACGAGUUUGGUGUCAAUAAUGACUGUGAACAAUGAAAUUGGAGUCAAGCAACCUAUAGAUGAGAUAGGUCGUAUUUGCCAAGCUAAGAAAGUAUUUUUCCACACGGAUGCUGCACAGGCUGUUGGCAAAAUUCCUCUGGAUGUGAACAAAAUGAAGAUUGAUCUAAUGUCUAUCAGUGGCCACAAACUUUAUGGCCCUAAAGGUGUGGGUGCAUUUUACAUCCGGCGUCGGCCCCGAGUACGAGUGGAGGCCAUUCAGAGUGGUGGGGGGCAGGAGCGAGGCUUGCGCUCAGGAACUGUUCCAACUCCUCUGGUGGUUGGGCUUGGGGCAGCAUGUGAGGUAGCCCAGCAGGAGAUGGAGUAUGACCAUAAGCAUGUGUCCAGUCUAGCCAAACGUUUGGUGAUGAAGAUAAUGAAUGGACUCCCUGACGUGGUUAUGAAUGGGGAUGCAGAGCAGAGAUAUCCAGGCUGCAUUAACCUGUCAUUUGCAUAUGUGGAAGGAGAGAGUUUGCUGAUGGCUUUGAAAGAUGUAGCUCUGUCGUCGGGAAGUGCCUGCACGUCAGCUUCUCUUGAACCUUCCUAUGUGCUGCGAGCAAUUGGUGCUGAUGAGGAUUUGGCACACUCCUCAAUCAGGUUUGGGCUCGGGCGUUUCACAACAGAGGAGGAGGUGGACUACACUGCAGAGAAGUGCAUCCAGCAUGUGCAGAGGCUGAGGGAGAUGAGUCCUCUUUGGGAGAUGGUACAGGAGGGAGUGGACCUAAAAAAUAUUAAUUGGUCUCAGCAUUAGAACAUCCUGAAAAAAACUGACUGUUGGAAUGUCGUCAUGUUCAGUGGCCAGAAGAUAGCCAAUUCGGGAUUCUGCUCGCAAUAAUCUGCGGAACAUUAUUAGUUUACAUAUGAAUAGGGAAACCACUAGUCUGGCCUUCUGAUAGAGGAACAAAUGUACCCGGACCUAUGACUUUCUAAGUUUGAAAAUGGAGCAGUGAUUCAUUUGACAAGCUGGAUGCAUUCGGAGCUGUAUGGUUAUAGGGCAAAAUGAACAGAUGAUUAAUUUUCAUGUUCCUUAAUGUCCUGCUAUAAGAAUACUACAACAUAACAGCCUGCUUUUUGAUAAACAUUUUAAAAUAAAUUCUGGAAAGUUAAAUUAAAAGAUCACCUGGACUCAACCAGCUUUUGUGAUUCAGUGGAGUCUCCCCAGUCUGUUUGGGAUUGAGUCAUACUCUGGGAGUAGAAUAGUAAAUUGGGCAAAAAUCUCUACAUCUUUAGUUUGGAAUUUUUACUUCUUGUAUGCCACCUUAUUGGCACUGAAUGAUACGCACAACUCAUUCCUUUGUCAUGUUGUUCUUUAAAACUUUGAGGUUCUCGAGACCCAUGAUGUAUAAUGGCAUGCUGCUUUUAUGAAAUAUCUGUACUUUAUUUCCCAACUUCACUGGUGUUUUCUGUAUGAGAUUUGUCAUUAAAAGUUUGUUUUAUGUCUUUCAAAUGGAUCCCUCAACGCAAAGUCAAUGUGCAGAGCCGUUGAUGCCAUUUAGUAAAUUAGAUGUAUAUUUUCUUCAAGCAAGUGAUUCUUGUACUGCCCAGAAUAAACCAUUUUGAAACCA